Pelobates fuscus (common spadefoot toad) is the source of this 4458-nucleotide messenger RNA. It is a transcript of the gene SOS2, whose product is annotated as SOS Ras/Rho guanine nucleotide exchange factor 2. The record is from RefSeq and is a predicted model, not a curated record. The transcript has 23 exons. The coding region runs from base 139 to 4140 and encodes 1333 amino acids. Gene Ontology annotation, cellular component: plasma membrane. Gene Ontology annotation, biological process: Ras protein signal transduction; positive regulation of GTPase activity. Lineage: Eukaryota; Metazoa; Chordata; Amphibia; Anura; Pelobatidae. Gene Ontology annotation, molecular function: guanyl-nucleotide exchange factor activity; protein heterodimerization activity.
CCGGAUCUCUCCCAAUAACAGCUCCCACCCCCCCAGGCCGAGCAUGGGGGCAGCACGGAGCCCCGGCCGGGGGUAGAGCAGGGCCGCCAGCUGGGCCUGUGCAUCCCCGGCCUGCGGUAGGGAGCGGCCGCCAGGACCAUGCAGCCCUCUCCGCAAAGCUACGACUUCUACAGCGAGGAGAAUGGCCCCAGGUGGAGGGGGCUCUUCGUACAGGCCCUCAGGAAGGUCCAGCAACAGGUACAUCCCACCCUGUCUGCAAAAGAGGACUCCUUGUACUAUAUAGAGGAACUUAUUCUCCAGCUUGUGAAUAAACUAUGCAUUGCUCAGCCAAGGACUGUUCAGGAUGUGGAGGAAAGAGUUCAGAAAACGUUUCCCCAUCCAAUUGAUAAAUGGGCUAUUGCUGACGCUCAGGCUGCUAUUGAAAAGCGGAAACGAAGGAAUCCCCUGCUUCUGCCUGUUGAUAAAAUACAUCCCUUAUUAAAGGAAGUGCUUGGCUACAAGGUAGAUUACAAUGUGUCACUUUAUAUGGUGGCUGUGCUGGAAUACAUCUCUGCUGACAUUUUGAAGCUUGCUGGAAACUACGUAUUCAACAUACGGCACUUUGAAAUCUCUCAGCAGGAUAUUAAAGUGUCCAUGUGUGCAGAUAAGGUGUUAAUGAACAUGUUUGAUCAGGAUGAUGACAUAGGCCUUGUUGCCCUUUGUGAUGAGGAACCUGCCACAACUGGGGAGUUGAAUUACUACGAGCUUGUUCGGACUGAGCUUGCCGGAGAGCGCCAGUACCUGCGUGAACUAAAUCUCAUCAUCAAAGUAUUUCGGGAAGCCUUCCUUUCAAACGAAAAGCUCUUCACACCUUUAGACACAGAUACCAUAUUCAGUAAUAUUUUGGACAUCCAUGAAUUGACUGUAAAGCUUCUGGGUUUAAUCGAGGACUAUGUGGAAAUGACAGAUGAGAGUAACCCACACCCACUGGUUGGAAGUUGCUUUGAAGAUUUAGCUGAGGAACAGGCCUUUGACCCAUAUGAAACUUUGUCGCAAGAUAUCCUCGCUACCCAGUUUCAGGAACAUUUUAAUAACCUGAUGGCCAAGCCUGCUGUAUCCACAUAUUUUCAGUCCAUUUCCGAAGGGUUUAAGGAAGCCGUGCGCUAUGUUCUUCCACGCCUAAUGCUGGUCCCCGUUUACCAUUGCCUGCAUUACUUUGAAUUAUUAGAGCAGUUACAGGAGUGCAGUCAAGACCAGGAGGACAGAGAGUGUUUGAAGCAAGCCAUCACUGCCCUCCUAAAUUUACGAUGCAGCAUGGAACGUAUUUACAAUAAACACUCACCGCGUCGCAGACCUGGAGAACACACCUGGCGUCUGUACAACCGUCAAAUACGCAGCAAGCAUAUGGCGAUUAAAAAAAUGAUAGAAAUCCAGAAGAAUAUUGAUGGCUGGGAAGGCAAAGACAUUGGGCAAUGCUGUAAUGAAUUCAUCAUGGAAGGUUCAUUGAAAAGGGUUGGAGCCAAGCACGAACGGCAUAUUUUUCUUUUUGAUGGGCUGAUGAUUAGUUGCAAGACGAAUCAUGGACAGUCCCGAAUACCCAGUUACAACACUGCAGAGUAUCGACUAAAGGAGAAGUUCAUUAUGAGGAAGGUUCAUAUCAAUGAUAGAGAAGACACGUGCGAUUGCAAGCAUGCCUUUGAGUUGCUCUCCAAAGACGAGAACAGUAUUGUGUUUGCCGCCAAAACAGCAGAUGAGAAGACCAAUUGGAUGGCUGCUUUGAUCUCCUUGCAGUAUCGGAGCACACUAGACCGGAUGCUGGAUUCGGUGCUGAUCCAGGAAGAAAAUAAGCAGCCUUUACGGUUGCCAAGUCCAGAUGCUUAUCGGUUUGUAGAAGAAGAUUCUGAAGAAAACAUUGUUUUUGAAGACAAUGUGCAAAGUAGAUGUGGGAUUCCUAUUAUCAAAGGUGGAACUGUAGUCAAGCUAAUCGAGAGACUUACCUAUCAUAUGUAUGCAGAUCCUAACUUUGUGCGCACGUUCUUGACCACGUAUCGCUCGUUUUGUAAGCCACAAGAAUUACUCAGCCUCCUGAUUGAAAGGUUUGAAAUCCCAGAUCCGGAGCCAACCGAAGCAGACAGAAUGGCAAUCGAGAAGGGGGAACAGCCAAUGGCCACAAACCUAAAAAAAUUUCGCAAAGAAUAUGUUCAGCCUGUGCAACUCAGGGUAUUAAAUGUUUUUCGGCACUGGGUUGAACAUCACUUCUAUGAUUUUGAAAGGGAUAUUGAGCUGCUUGAACGAUUGGAAACAUUUAUCUCCAGUGUUAGAGGAAAAACCAUGAAGAAAUGGGUAGAAUCUAUAGCAAAAAUUAUCAGACGGAAAAAGCAAGCUCAGGCAAAUGGAGUGAGCCACAAUAUCACAUUUGAGAGCCCCCCUCCUCCUAUAGAAUGGCACAUUAGCAGAUCGGGACACUUUGAAACUUUUGACCUAAUGACGCUGCAUCCAAUAGAAAUCGCACGGCAGCUGACCCUGAUUGAGUCUGAUUUGUACAGGGCUGUCCAACCAUCAGAACUCGUGGGCAGCGUGUGGACGAAGGAAGACAAGGAAAUCAACUCGCCUAACUUACUAAAGAUGAUCCGACACACGACAAAUCUGACACUGUGGUUUGAAAAGUGUCUUGUGGAAACAGAGAAUUUUGAUGAGAGGGUGGCCGUUUUCAGCCGGAUCAUUGAAAUCCUCCAGGUCUUCCAAGACUUGAACAAUUUUAACGGCGUGCUGGAAAUUGUUAGCGCAGUGAAUUCUGUCCCAGUGUACAGGCUGGAUCACACUUUUGAGGCAUUACAAGAGAGGAAGAGAAAAAUACUGGAUGAAGCUGUGGAACUCAGUCAGGAUCACUUUAAAAAGUAUUUGGCAAAACUUAAGUCAAUCAAUCCACCUUGUGUGCCUUUUUUUGGGAUAUAUUUGACAAACAUUCUCAAGACGGAAGAAGGGAAUCCAGACUUUCUAAAGAGACAUGGGAAAGAUCUCAUUAACUUUAGUAAACGGAGGAAAGUAGCCGAAAUCACAGGUGAAAUUCAGCAGUACCAAAACCAGCCUUACUGUUUACGGGUGGAGCCGGAAAUCAGGAGGUUCUUUGAGAAUCUAAACCCAAUGGGGAACACAGCAGAGAAAGAUUUCACAGACUAUUUAUUUAAUAAGUCACAGGAAAUAGAGCCACGAAACUGCAAACAGCCUCCCAAAUUUCCAAGGAAAACCACUUAUUCCUUAAAGUCUCCUGGUAUUAGACCCAAUAGUGGGAGACAUUUAUCCUCCUCUGGUACACUGCGGGGUCAUCCAAUGCCUCUGGAAAGAGAACCUUAUAAGAUCAGCUUCAGCAGGAUUACGGAAUCGGAGCAUGAAUCAACGACCUCCCCACCAAUGUCUCCCAACACCCCUUCCACCCCGCCUGCAUCCGCCUCUUCUGAUCUUAGCGUCUUCUUAGAAUUAGACCUUGGCAGUUCAUACGGUAGCAACAGUAUUUUUGCCCCAGUGCUUUUGCCAAAUUCUAAGUCUUUUUUCAGUUCUUGUGGGAGUCUGCACAAAUUAAGUGAGGAGGUCCUGCUUCCGCCCCCAUUGCCUCCACACAGGGAGUUUGAUCCAGAUACAUCCAGCCUCACGGGAAGUUGCAAGUUAGAUGAUGAUCCUCCAGCCAUUCCACCAAGGUUACCUCCACCUCCAAAGAUACGGCCUCGAGUUCCUGCUUACACUGGACCUUUAGAUGGACUUUUGCAAAGCCCACCCCCACCACCUCCAAGAGACCCACUUCCUGAGACUCCACCACCUGUACCUCAGAGGCCUAUAGAACACUUUAUAAACUGCCCAAUGAAUGUGCAGCCCCAACUGUUUGGACGCCUUCACAGGGAACAGGAGUGGUUUCGGGAUGCUUGUACAGCCCCAAACUCGCCCAACACUCCUCCCAGCACACCAUCUCCCAGAGCACUGCGUCGCUGCUGUGGACUCAGUGCCAGUCACAACAAUCUUGCCCACAACCCAGCUCCCCCCAUUCCUCGAAGGCAAAUCUCUAGCCCCCAGUUACCAAAACUGCCACCAAAGACUUACAAAAGGGAAUUGUCCCAGCCUCCUUUGCACAGACUCUCUUUGUUGGAGAAUUCCGACACUCCACAAUGACUACAGCCACCCUAGUCCUUUACACUGGAUAAGGAGAAGCAUUUCUUUCUUUCUUUUUGUAAUUUAUUUGGAUUCUAAGGCAUUGUACUUUACUUUUUAACCCACACCCGCACAGGGGGUUAUACUAAACAUUUUUACAGUAAAUUGCUACUGAUCAAAAAAGCAGAAGCAUGAAUGAAUACCAUUGGAGGAGACUGUUUCUGACACACUAUGGCCUUUUUUUAACACUACAACAGCGUGUAACUGCCUCAGGUGAAAAGUGUCAUUGCCUUGUAUUGGAUGUUCCAGUUUUUUUUUUUUUGUUUUUUUUUAAUAUAU